GAAACUGGUACCUUUUCACUUCAUUCUUCCAGUAGCUACAACGUCGUUCGUUACAUCAUUUGAAGGAUAAGAUAAAAACUAGUGAUCUGUGAUUGCGUGUCAUCGUUCGUGUCUCGAAAACAUUCGAUUAUUAAUCAGGAAAAACAAUAGAUGGUUGUUGAGUUGAUGCAUAUCUUGACACUUUCAUUUGCGAACAAGUUGGCUACUGAUUUUCUUCUAAUUACCCAAAAGUGAGAAUGGACAAGAGUGAAAACUGAUCGAGAAAGUUUCAAUGAAGAUAAAUGUAUGGCGUGAAUUGCUUUCAUUGCUCCAGGUACUCGUGAUUGCGUCAUAUAACACACGUGACGAUAUUCCAAAACAACGUUGUCUAUCCCACUCGGCGGUUGGCAGCAGUUGUGUUUGCUGAGACACAAGGUGUUCUUUAUCUCCUGCCACUCAAAUCACAAUGACAUUUAUUUUAAUGGUUUUGUCUCUGUCUUUUGGAAUUGCUGUCGCUGAUGUUAAACUUCCAGUACCGCUUGCAUUCCGUACAGCACCCAAUCCGCAGGAUAACUAUUGUAAUCCAUUACGGCCACCUGCGUGUGUUGACAGCAGGUUCGGUUUUUGCAUAAGUGACGAUGAUUACCCAGUGGAUCACAUUCAGGCGGCCGUUGAGUAUUCCGAAUUAGCCAAGAAAUUCAGUUACAAAACAGUUCCAAGGGAAGAGAGUGUCCGUCGUCCCGUACGGUUGAGCCAGGGGAAUAAUUGCAUAUCGACCAAUCUUCUGCUCAAACCGAUCCAAAUGCCCAAUCUGAAUGGAAACUGGCGUGUCAUUGUCCAGGACACGAAAGGAAUUAUUCAACGUGAACGAAUCGUUGCUUGCUCCCGGCCGGGGGAUUUCUGUCACGUUCCAGAACAUCCGUUCGGCGGAUGUCACGAAAGCCGCUGCAGCCAGAAAUUUGUUGUUGGAGAACUGUUAGCUUACGAUCCAUGCGCUCCUUCCCGUGGUGUCUUUGUCGAUUCUUUUAAAAUGCAAUCGGCCUGUAAUUGCCUCCUAUCCCGUUCCAAAUGUUGAAUAAAAUUCAAUAGCCUCA
Messenger RNA from Daphnia magna, 1073 nucleotides. RefSeq lists its product as uncharacterized. The transcript is spliced from 4 exons. Lineage: Eukaryota; Metazoa; Arthropoda; Branchiopoda; Diplostraca; Daphniidae. The coding region runs from base 446 to 1054 and encodes 202 amino acids. Gene Ontology annotation, molecular function: Toll binding; growth factor activity. Gene Ontology annotation, biological process: innate immune response; regulation of Toll signaling pathway; central nervous system formation. Gene Ontology annotation, cellular component: extracellular region. The record is from RefSeq and is a predicted model, not a curated record.